AGAAGGGUUCGCUGAGAGAGAGCUGACUCCUUUAGAGGGUUAGGGACAGGCAGGGGGAGGUGCCAGGAACAUUCCUACCAUGGAGGGGGAGAAGAUGUGCCCAAGGAAAUCUACUUUGAAACCUGAUGCCACAGUUGGGGCUUGUACUGACCUCUGCCCUCAGCCUGUCUUUUAGCCCAGUUUCUUUCCUGUUGAUUUAUGGAGCUAGCUAUGACUCCAUCCUCCAUCAACACCAAAGUGCUUGCCAUUCCCAGAACAGCCAAGCUCUUCCCCCUCCCUGUCUUUGUACCUGCUGAAUUUAGUCUGGAAUGCCUCCCUCCCUUCUCUCUCUGCCUUAUCCUCUAAGACAUAGUUCAAAUAUUACCUCUUUUUUUUUUUUUUUUUUUUGAGACGGAGUCUCAUUCUAUCGCCCAGGCUGGAGAGCAGUGGCAUGAUCUUGCCUACUGCAACCUCUGCCUCCUGGGUUCAAGUGACUCCCCUGCCUCAGCCUCCCAAGUACCUGGGACUGUUUACAGGCACAUGCCACCAUACCCAGCUAAUGUUUGUAUUUUUAGUAGAGACAGGGUUUCACCAUGUUGGUCAGGCUGGUCUCAAACUCCUGACCUCAAGUGAUCCACCUGCCUCAGCCUCCCAAAGUGUUGGGAUUACAAGCGUGAGCCACUGCAACUCGCCGAAAUGUCACCUCUUCUAUGAAGCCUUCUCUGACCUCAGUAGCCUGCUAAGUUACUGUGCCCUUGUAGUCUUUUGACCUCUUAUUACAGCAUUGAUCUCACUGAUGAUUUAGUUUCCCCUACCUUCUUUUUUUGGUGAGGCUGUUUUACUUUUUGGAUUAUAAUGAAGUAGGUUUUUAAAAAAUAAUGACAUAGAAGGGCAGGGAAAUGAGCAGAGAGCCCCAUUGAAUCUCAGGACAAAGUUCAUAUAUGCCCAUGACGAGGGUUGUAUCUUCACCUGUUGGAGGUACAUACAUAAAAUGCAGGGCUAUUUUGUUUUGUUUUUGCUUUUGGAGGCACUGAGAAGUACAAAAGCAGGCCAUGUCUUCGUAAGUUUUUAUUUCUAGUACUUUGUACUUCACCUGCCGUAUACUAGACACUCAAUACAUUUUGUUUCUUUGUUUUUUGAGACAGAGUCUAGCUCUGUUGCCCAGGCUGGAGUGCAGUAGUGUAAACACAGCUCACCGCAGCCUUAACCUCCUGGGCUGAAGCAAUUCUCUUGCCUCAGCCUCCAAAGUAGCUGGGAUUACAGGCACGCACCACUAUGCCUGGCUAACUUUUUAAUUUUUUUGUAGAGACGGGGUCUCACUAUGUUUCCCAGGCCGGUCUGGAACUCCUGAGCUCAAGCAGUCUUUCCACCUUGGCCUCCCAAAGUUCUAGGAUUACCGGUUGAGCCACCGUGGCUGGCCAGUGAAUGUUUGUUGAGUGAUGCAAUACUUAAACAAAUGACCAUACAGUGUGUUAAGGUUCUUAGAGAUGGUAUAGAAUAAAAUUAUUAAGACUUUUGCUGAGUGAGGAGGAUCACUUGAGCCCAGGAGUUUGAGACCAGCCUGGACAACAUAGUGAGACCUUGUCUCUACUAAAAGUAAAAAUAAAAAAAGAAUAGCCAUGUGGUGGCAUGCACCUAUAAUUCUAGCUACUUGGGAAGCUGAGGCAGGAGGAUUGCUUGAGAGUGAGCUAUGAUUGCACCACUGUAUUCCAGCCUGGGCAACAGAGCAAGACCCUGUCUCAAAAAAAAAAUUGGAAAAAAAUUUAAACUUUUAGAUAGCAUUCAUUCAAGAAAUAUUUAUUUAGCCACUCACAUAAUAGCAAGCAGUAAGCUCUAAGAUAUAGUGUUAAGUGUUUGGUGAUUUUGCUGGACUUUGAGAUUAAUAUCAAGAAGGUUGAACAUAAUCUUCCCCAAAUUGCCCUUCCUUUUUCCCUAUCAGAGUCAGAACCUCGGGCUGGAGGGACCUUGGGACUAUCCCAAGUGCAAUUCUGAUGUUCUUAUUGGCUUCAGGGUGCUUGACUUCAAGAUCAAGCGAGGCCUGGAAGGGCCUGGGCCAGGGCUUUCCUUCAGCUCUUGGGCCCCCAAACACGUGUUCCAGCCUUGAGAUGUGGGUGACCGAGCUCUCUGCUCUGUUGACCCAGUCUCAGAAGCAAAAUGAAGAUUAUGAAAAGAUGAUAAAGGCUCUGAGAGAGACAGUGGAGAUCCUGGAGACAAAUCACACAGAAUUAAUGGAACAUGAAGCAUCUCUUAGUAGGAAUGCGCAAGAGGAGAAGUUGUCUUUACAGCAGGUGAUCAAGGAUAUAACCCAGGUCAUGGUGGAAGAAGGGGACAAUAUAGCCCAAGGCUCUGGUCAUGAGAACUCUUUGGAAUUGGACUCUAGUAUCUUCUCCCAGUUUGAUUACCAGGAUGCAGACAAGGCUCUUACUCUGGUGCGUUCAGUGCUGACUCGGAGACGCCAGGCUGUGCAGGACCUAAGGCAGCAGCUUGCAGGCUGUCAAGAGGCUGUGAACUUGUUGCAACAGCAGCAUGAUCAGUGGGAGGAAGAGGGCAAAGCCUUGAGACAGCGGCUGCAGAAGCUCACUGGGGAGCGGGACACUCUGGCAGGGCAGACUGUGGACCUCCAGGGAGAGGUGGACUCUCUCAGCAAGGAGCGAGAGCUGCUGCAGAAGGCCAGGGAAGAGCUGCGGCAGCAGCUGGAGGUGCUAGAGCAGGAGGCAUGGCGCCUGCGAAGGGUAAAUGUGGAGCUUCAGCUGCAGGGGGACUCUGCCCAGGGCCAGAAGGAGGAACAGCAGGAGGAGCUGCACCUGGCUGUCCGGGAGAGGGAGCGUCUUCAGGAGAUGCUGAUGGGCCUGGAAGCCAAACAGUCAGAAUCACUCAGUGAACUGAUCACUCUUCGGGAAGCCCUGGAGUCAAGUCACCUGGAAGGGGAGUUACUGAGGCAAGAGCAAACGGAAGUGACCGCAGCGCUGGCUAGGGCAGAGCAGUCAAUUGCAGAGCUGUCGAGUUCUGAAAACACCCUGAAGACAGAAGUAGCUGAUCUUCGGGCUGCAGCUGUCAAGCUCAGUGCCUUAAAUGAGGCUUUGGCGUUAGAUAAAGUUGGGCUGAACCAGCAGCUUCUCCAGUUAGAGGAGGAGAACCAGUCUGUGUGCAGCAGAAUGGAGGCCGCAGAGCAGGCGAGAAAUGCUUUGCAGGUCGACCUGGCGGAGGCAGAGAAGAGGAGGGAAGCCCUGUGGGAAAAGAACACUCACCUGGAGGCUCAGCUGCAGAAAGCUGAGGAGGCUGGGGCUGAGCUGCAGGCAGAUCUCAGGGACAUCCAAGAAGAGAAGGAAGAAAUUCAAAAGAAACUAAGUGAGUCACGUCACCAGCAGGAGGCAGCCACGACUCAGCUGGAGCAGCUACAUCAGGAGGCAAAGCGACAGGAAGAAGUGCUUGCCAGGGCAGUCCAGGAGAAGGAGGCCCUAGUACGAGAGAAAGCGGCUCUAGAGGUGCGGCUGCAGGCCGUGGAGCGUGACCGGCAGGACCUCGCUGAACAACUACAGGGGCUCAGCUCAGCCAAGGAGCUACUGGAGAGCAGUCUGUUUGAAGCCCAACAACAAAAUUCUGUGAUAGAGGUCACCAAGGGGCAGCUGGAGGUCCAGAUUCAAACUGUCACUCAAGCCAAGGAAGUAAUCCAAGGGGAAGUGAGGUGCCUGAAGCUGGAACUGGACACUGAACGGAGUCAGGCAGAGCAGGAGCGGGAUGCUGCAGCCAGACAGCUGGCCCAGGCUGAGCAAGAAGGGAAGACUGCCUUGGAGCAGCAGAAGGCAGCCCAUGAGAAAGAGGUGAACCAGCUCCGGGAGAAAUGGGAGAAGGAGCGCUCCUGGCACCAGCAGGAGCUGGCAAAGGCUCUGGAGAGCUUAGAAAGGGAAAAAAUGGAGCUGGAAAUGAGGCUAAAGGAGCAGCAGACAGAAAUGGAGGCCAUCCAGGCCCAGAGGGAAGAAGAACGGACCCAGGCAGAGAGUGCCCUAUGCCAGAUGCAGCUGGAAACAGAGAAGGAGAGAGUAUCCCUCCUGGAGACACUGCUGCAGACGCAGAAGGAGCUAGCAGAUGCCAGCCAACAACUGGAACGACUGAGGCAGGACAUGAAAGUCCAGAAAUUAAAGGAGCAGGAGACCACUGGGAUACUACAGACCCAGCUCCAGGAGGCUCAACGGGAGCUGAAGGAGGCAGCCCGGCAGCACAGAGAUGACCUUGCUGCCCUCCAAGAAGAGAGCAGCUCCCUGCUGCAGGAUAAGAUGGACCUGCAGAAGCAGGUGGAGGACUUGAAGUCUCAGCUGGUGGCCCAGGAUGACUCCCAGAGGCUGGUGGAGCAGGAGGUUCAGGAGAAGCUGAGAGAGACCCAGGAGUAUAACCGAAUUCAGAAGGAGCUGGAGAGAGAGAAAGCCAGCCUGACUCUCUCACUGAUGGAAAAGGAACAGAGACUCCUUGUUUUACAAGAAGCUGACUCUAUUCGACAACAAGAGCUGAGUGCCCUGCGCCAGGACAUGCAGGAGGCCCAGGGAGAACAGAAAGAGCUCAGUGCUCAGAUGGAAUUACUAAGGCAAGAGGUGAAGGAAAAGGAGGCUGACUUUCUGGCCCAGGAAGCACAGCUGCUGGAGGAGCUGGAGGCGUCUCAUAUCACGGAGCAGCAGCUGCGAGCCUCCUUGUGGGCCCAGGAAGCCAAGGCAGCCCAACUACAGCUGCGACUGCGCAGCACAGAGAGCCAGCUAGAAGCGCUGGCCGCAGAGCAGCAGCCCGGGAACCAGGCCCAGGCCCAGGCCCAGCUGGCCAGCCUCUACUCUGCCCUGCAGCAGGCCCUGGGGUCUGUUUGUGAGAGCAGGCCUGAGCUGAGUGGUGGGGGAGACUCUGCUCCUUCCGUCUGGGGCCUUGAGCCAGACCAGAAUGGAGCUAGGAGCCUCUUUAAGAGAGGGCCCCUGCUGACUGCUCUCUCCGCUGAGGCAGUAGCAUCUGCCCUCCACAAGCUUCAUCAAGACCUGUGGAAGACUCAACAGACCCGGGAUGUUCUGAGGGAUCAGGUCCAGAAACUGGAAGAGCGUCUAACUGAUACUGAGGCUGAGAAGAGCCAGGUCCACACAGAGUUGCAGGAUCUGCAGAGACAGCUCUCCCAGAAUCAGGAAGAGAAAUCUAAGUGGGAAGGAAAGCAGAACUCCCUAGAAUCUGAGCUGAUGGAACUACAUGAAACUAUGGCAUCCUUACAGAGUCGCCUGCGGAGAGCAGAGCUACAGCGAAUGGAAGCCCAGGGUGAGCGAGAGUUACUUCAGGCAGCCAAGGAGAACCUGACAGCCCAGGUGGAACACCUGCAAGCAGCUGUCGUAGAAGCCAGGGCUCAGGCAAGUGCUGCUGGCAUCCUGGAAGAAGACCUGAGAACGGCUCGCUCAGCACUGAAGCUGAAAAAUGAGGAAGUAGAGAGUGAGCGUGAGAGAGCCCAGGCUCUGCAAGAGCAGGGCGAACUGAAGGUGGCCCAAGGGAAGGCUCUGCAAGAGAAUUUGGCCCUCCUGACCCAGACCCUAGCUGAAAGAGAAGAGGAGGUGGAGACUCUGCGGGGACAAAUCCAGGAACUGGAGAAGCAACGGGAAAUGCAGAAGGCUGCUUUGGAAUUGCUGUCUCUGGACCUGAAGAAGAGGAACCAAGAGGUAGAUCUGCAGCAAGAACAGAUUCAGGAGCUAGAGAAGUGUAGGUCUGUUUUAGAGCAUCUGCCCAUGGCCGUCCAGGAGCGAGAGCAGAAGCUGACUGUGCAGAGGGAGCAGAUCAGAGAGCUCGAGAAGGAUCGGGAGACUCAGAGGAACGUCUUGGAGCAUCAGCUUCUAGAACUUGAGAAGAAAGACCAAAUGAUUGAGUCCCAGAGAGGACAGGUUCAGGACCUGAAAAAGCAGUUGGUUACUCUGGAAUGCCUGGCCCUGGAACUGGAGGAAAACCAUCACAAGAUGGAGUGCCAGCAAAAACUGAUCAAGGAGCUGGAGGGCCAGAGGGAAACCCAGAGAGUGGCUUUGACCCACCUUACGCUGGACCUAGAAGAAAGGAGCCAGGAGCUGCAGGCACAAAGCAGCCAGAUCCAUGACCUGGAGAGCCACAGCACCGUUCUGGCAAGAGAGCUGCAGGAGAGGGACCAGGAGGUGAAGUCUCAGCGAGAACAGAUCGAGGAGCUGCAGAGGCAGAAAGAGCAUCUGACUCAGGAUCUCGAGAGGAGAGACCAGGAGCUGAUGCUGCAGAAGGAGAGGAUUCAGGUUCUCGAGGAUCAGAGGACCCGGCAGACCAAGAUCCUGGAGGAGGACCUGGAACAGAUCAAGCUGUCCUUGAGAGAGCGAGGCCGGGAGCUGACCACUCAGAGGCAGCUGAUGCAGGAACGGGCAGAGGAAGGGAAGGGCCCAAGUAAAGCACAGCGCGGGAGCCUAGAGCACAUGAAGCUGAUCCUGCGUGAUAAGGAGAAGGAGGUGGAAUGUCAGCAGGAGCAUAUCCAUGAACUCCAGGAGCUCAAAGACCAGCUGGAGCAGCAGCUCCAGGGCCUGCACAGGAAGGUAGGUGAGACCAGCCUCCUCCUGUCCCAGCGAGAGCAGGAAAUAGUGGUCCUGCAGCAGCAACUGCAGGAAGCCAGGGAACAAGGGGAGCUGAAGGAGCAGUCACUUCAGAGUCAACUGGAUGAGGCCCAGAGAGCCCUAGCCCAGAGGGACCAGGAACUGGAGGCUCUGCAGCAAGAACAGCAGCAGGCCCAGGGACAGGAGGAGAGGGUGAAGGAAAAGGCAGACGCCCUCCAGGGAGCUCUGGAGCAAGCCCAUAUGACACUGAAGGAGCGUCAUGGAGAGCUUCAGGACCACAAGGAACAGGCACGAAGGCUGGAGGAAGAGCUGGCAGUGGAGGGACGGCGGGUCCAGGCCCUGGAGGAGGUGCUGGGAGACCUAAGGGCUGAGUCUCGGGAACAGGAGAAAGCUCUGUUGGCCCUCCAGCAGCAGUGUGCUGAGCAGGCACAGGAGCAUGAGGUGGAGACCAGGGCCCUGCAGGACAGCUGGCUGCAGGCCCAGGCAGUGCUCAAGGAACGGGACCAGGAGCUGGAAGCUCUGCGGGCAGAAAGUCAGUCCUCCCGGCAUCAGGAGGAGGCUGCCCGGGCCCGGGCUGAGGCUCUGCAGGAGGCCCUUGGCAAGGCUCAUGCUGCCCUGCAGGGGAAAGAGCAGCAUCUCCUCGAGCAGGCAGAAUUGAGCCGCAGUCUGGAGGCCAGCACUGCAACCCUGCAAGCCUCCCUGGAUGCCUGCCAGGCACACAGUCGGCAGCUGGAGGAGGCUCUGAGGAUACAAGAAGGUGAGAUCCAGGACCAGGAUCUCCGAUACCAGGAGGAUGUGCAGCAGCUGCAGCAGGCACUUGCCCAGAGGGAUGAAGAGCUGAGACAUCAGCAGGAACGGGAGCAGCUGCUGGAGAAGUCUCUGGCCCAGAGGGUCCAAGAGAAUAUGAUCCAAGAGAAGCAGAAUCUGGGGCAAGAGAGAGAAGAGGAGGAGAUAAGGGGCCUUCAUCAGAGUGUAAGGGAGCUACAGCUGACUCUAGCCCAAAAGGAACAGGAGAUUCUGGAGCUGAGGGAGACCCAGCAAAGGAACAACCUGGAAGCCUUACCCCACAGCCACAAAACCUCCCCAAUGGAGGAACAAUCUCUAAAACUUGAUUCUUUAGAGCCCAGGCUGCAGCGGGAGCUGGAGCGGCUACAGGCAGCCCUGAGACAGACAGAAGCCAGGGAGAUUGAGUGGAGGGAGAAGGCCCAGGACUUGGCACUCUCCCUAGCGCAGACCAAGGCCAGUGUCAGCAGUCUGCAGGAGGUAGCCAUGUUCCUACAAGCCUCUGUCCUGGAGCGGGACUCAGAACAGCAAAGGCUGCAGGAUGAACUGGAGCUCACCAGACGGGCUCUGGAGAAGGAGCGGCUACACAGCCCAGGUGCAACCAGCACAGCAGAACUGGGGUCCAGAGGGGAGCAGGGUGUGCAGCUGGGAGAGGUCUCAGGAGUGGAGGCUGAGCCUAGUCCUGAUGGAAUGGAGAAGCAGUCAUGGAGACAAAGGCUUGAACACCUGCAGCAAGCAGUGGCCCGGCUGGAGAUUGACAGGAGCAGGCUGCAGCGCCACAAUGUCCAGCUGCGGAGUACCUUGGAGCAGGUGGAGCGAGAACGGAGGAAGCUGAAGAGGGAGGCCAUGCGUGCGGCCCAGGCAGGGUCCCUAGAGAUCAGCAAGGCCACGGCUUCUUCACCCACACAGCAGGAUGGGAGAGGACAGAAGAACUCAGAUGCCAAGUGUGUGGCUGAACUGCAGAAAGAGGUGGUCCUGCUGCAAGCUCAGCUGACUUUGGAGCGGAAGCAGAAGCAGGACUACAUCACCCGCUCAGCACAGACCAGCCGUGAGCUAGCAGGCCUGCACCACAGCCUCUCACACUCACUUCUUGCCGUGGCCCAGGCCCCUGAGGCCACUGUCCUGGAGGCAGAGACCCGCAGGCUGGAUGAGUCCCUGACUCAAAGUCUGACAUCCCCAGGGCCAGUCCUGCUACACCCCAGCCCCAGCACUACCCAAGCCGCCUCCAGGUAGCAGCCACAGCCAGGAGCACACAGACAGAAGACUGUGUCAUGGGUCAUGGCCCCUCCGCACACCUACAGGUUUGCCAAAGGAAAAGCCUGGCUCUGUUAGGCACCCAGGAGCCCCAGGUCGGCGGGUGUUCCCAGGAAGAGGAAGUAAAUCUGCAACCCUGGGGAGGACCCCAACUCACCUGGGAAUGAGGCAAAUUGCAUUUGCUUGCUCCCUAUGGAAUCACCCAGAGGGGUGCCUUGCCCUGGCUGAGGGACAUGUACUGCCUCUCAUCUAGAAUUUAUUUUCCUAGCACUUCACCACCUCCUUCAUCUUCUCCUUCAACAAUAAACCCUGGGAUCUUUGCAUUCAUUUUCUGCUGCUGUCUCCACUUGUGCAGCUGGGUGGCAGCACCACAUCAAGGGAGUUUAUCUGGGAAGAACUUGCCAAAGAUUCCUGUUGAGGUAGCAUGCAUUUAUUGUACACCAUGCACUGUGAUAGGGAAGGGUUACAGAGAACACACAAGACAAAGCCCCUGUCCACAGACAGCCUACAGUCCAGUUGAUGAGAACAGGCUAACACUCAUUUAUGAGUCAGAGGCAAUUCUGUGUACUGACUAGAAGAACUGUAGAAAUUCCAGGGGCUGAGGAAGGGAGGCACGAACUGGCCCUUGAAAGAUGGAGUGGGGUUGGAGGUGUUGCCAAGCACACAGUGAGAAGACUGGUCUGACUGUGGCAGGGGGUUGGGGCUGAGCUUGGGUGGGUUGAGCGGGGAGAUUUUGGAGGGUUAAAAGAAGUUCUGGGGCCUCAAAAACACAGCGUUGACCUUUAGCUAAAGUCAGAGUCUCUGAGUUCAGAAGCUCCACAUGGCCUCAUUCCUCUUCUACUCUGGGUGAAUGUCCUUGAGAUGUCGCUUCCUGGGCAUAUCAGCUGGAACUGAUCUGGUCGCCUGUAGUCCAACCAUGUGUCAAGCCAAUCAGAAGGAUGGACUAUGGCGGAACUUCUCACCCAUGGACUGGUCCUAGUGGAGGCUGGACAGAACCCAGCUCACAGGCUUAAGACCUAUUGCUGGCAACCUCCUCAAAGCCUAAAAAUUGUUUAAUUUUUUUAAGAGACAGGGUUUUGUCCUGUCUUCCAAGCUGGAGUGCAGUGGCACAAUCACAUCUUACUGCAGCCUGAAACUCCUGGGCUCAAGUGAUCCUCCCACCUCAACCUCUCAAAGUGCUGGGAUUACCGGUGUGAGCCACCAUGCCCAACCAGAACAGUUUUCCUUAAAGAAGCAGGCCAUUACCUUCCUCUGGCACUCCCACCAUAAUCUGGAAUUCCUCUUUACUAAGCCUGGGGAUGGAACUGAGACCUAGCCAAGAAUCUGGGAGGGGUAAGAGCAGCACCCACUCACCCAGACCUCCUAAUUUGGGGCUCAGCCCCAUUAUGUCUCAUUGCACCACACAGAGUGGAAAUGGGGCUGUUCACAGCGACUAGAGCUUUGUUCCAGAAACCUACACAUGCAGCUCAGCAACAGAUGCUUAGUGAAAACUUCUGAAACCCCAGAAACAGAUCUGGGGCCCCAGAAAUGCUGUCCUGGUCCCUAUUUCCAGUCAGAUUCCCUGUAGCUUAAAAUCCUUACCUGGCUUUUAGGCCAUUUAUUUCUUUUUCCUUUUUUUUUUUUUGAGACAGAGUUUUGCUCUUGUUGCCCAGGCUGGAGUGCAGUGACGUAAUCUCGGCUCACCAGUGGCAACAUCCACCUCCUGGGUUCAAGCAAUUCUCCUGCCUCGGCCUCCUGUGUAUCUGGGAUUAUAGACACGUGCCACCAUGCCCGGCUAAUUUUGUAUUUUUAGUAGAGACAGGGUUUCUCCAUGUUGAUCAGGCUGGUCUCGAACUCCCGACCUCAGGUGAUCCACCCACCUCGGCCUCCCAAAAUGUUGGGAUUACGGGCAUGAGCCACCGCGCCCGGCCCUUUAGGCCAUUUUUAUGCUAGGAGUUGUCAGAGACAAGACUUCUCUUGGUUGUUCACUUGUUACAUCCUCCAGCCCUGGUUCUCAGGCUCGGGCUGACAGAGGGUCCCUGUUUUUUACCUUAGAGUUUCUUCUCAGCAUCAUUUUCUGUAGGUCAUGAGCCAGGGCCUUAGGCCCCACAUACCUUCUGGGCCUCAGAGAGGUUCCAGCAGCUGAAAGACAUCUUAGAGGCUGCCAAGCAGGGUCUUUAUUCAGGACUAGACUAAUCUGUAUUUGCUCUUCUCUUUCCAUCCAACCCUCAAGAGCCCCCCAGCUCCAUUAUAGACCUCGGCCUAGGGUCUCCCCUCCCCACCAGAUAUUCAGAGCAGGGCUGGCCUUCAGUUCAAGUGUAGACUGUGCUCUUGCCCUCACACUCGAGCUUGUGGAUGAUCUUCCACUCCGGCUUUCUAAAGUACACUUUCCUUGCCCAGUAGCAGGAUUGCCUCUGUGGAGUGUCCCACCAAUAAUGGUGACAACUGCUGUUUUCAUCAGCUCCAGACCCAAAGAGACCUGAAGUGGGGAAGUGUGAAGGAAGGAAUAUGUGUCAUCCAGGGGGGACCCAACUUUGCCUAAGGGCAUGAGGCCGGAGCCUCCUUUCCUGACCUUGUCACAUGUGGCAGGGUAUAACCAGAAUGGUGAAUCCAGCAGACGGGAGGAGUCCCUGGCAGUCCAGCCAGUUCUCGUGGAUGUACUUGAGGAAGGUGCAAUUGGCCACCAGAACAUGCAGGAGUAGAGGUUAGAGCUCAGCCACAGAGAUUAUCUUCUUGCAGAAAACUUUUUUCCCCCUUCCUAAUCUUGUCUGCUUUGAUAGAAGCUGGUACUGGCUGGAAAGGCCUGAAAGCAGGAGGGGACAAGAGUCGUCAGAGGCUGGGCAAUGUUCUUGUUUCCGGGGAGUGCUGAGGUCCGGCGGGUGCUGCCCCUGUUCUCUCAAGGAUCCCACGUGCUUUGUGUGUUAGAGCAGUGACCAUCACCUCCCAACCCAAGGACCUUUGCUGCUCUGCUUCCCACAUGGGACUGCCAGCACCCUGAAGGCAGAAAAACUGAAUGUACCCGUUAAAGGAGGAGAAGCUGGUGGUGUAUGUUGAGAUAAGGAGGGUGGGGAGUGUACAGUUACAGGCUGCACAGGGAGGGCAAGAUCAAUGUUGACACCAAAGUGCCAAAGGCUGUCUGCGCCAGGUCUGGGGCCCCCACUGGUCAUACCGCCUGAUAAAACCAUUGCAGUCCACACUAGGUCUGGAGGCUUCGACACCCACAGCAUGUGGGUGUUCUCAUGCAGGCCAUGAGUAUUCGGGGUGCUUUAAGUGCAGGGGAGUUCUGUUGUCCACGUUAUUCUUAAAGCCCAGAAUAGGCCCUGUUUUAUUCUACAGAGAUAGGAAGGCACUGGGGCUCACAGAGUGGUGCUGCUUCCCACCCUCACCCUUCUGCCCCCACCUGAGCACAGUGUGGUGCUCAGUGAUGGUUAUCCUAUAUUCCAAAUACGCAUGGCCCAGGACUGGCAGAGUCGGAGCUCGGGGUCUAGCUGUGACCUGGGGAUCGGUUGGAGUAGCUUCUUGACCAGCCGGAAUUGGGUUAGGUGUCCUAGCAUUGGUGCCUAUGGAGAAGAACACAGACUGUUUAUCACUCACCCCUGGUUCCAGUACCAAGGAAAGGCUGGAGCCAUUGCAACUGGAGGCCCAGCGGAGGAAGGGAUCAAGAAGAGGAUGCAGCCCAGAGCCCAGGACCGAGCAUCCACCGGCCUCUGGAGAUGGCGUGGUCUCCAGUUGCAUCGGGGCUUCAGGGCCCAUCUGAAGUGCUGAUCAAACCAGGCAGACACACCAUGCUGGUGAAGGCAGGCUUUGUAGAUGCGGGGCUGAAUUGAGCAGCCACAGAACCUCUGCAGCUCUGGGGCCAGUGGCAGAACUUCUAGAAGUACCUGUGGGGUGGGAAACCCCAGCCACAAAAGCAGUGAGCUGACUUCCAGGCCUGAGGCUUUGCCUGCAGGCCUCAUCUCAGCCCAUGGGACAGAUUCCUGGUUUUUUUAGUUUGGCCUUGGGGUAGAUGAUACCUUCAGCUGUCCACCCUGCAAUACCUCACCUCCUGCCUUCUGACCCAGUACUCUGCAGAGCGGGGGAAUGGGGCCAGGGGACAGGGGCAGGGAAGAGGAAGAAGCAAGAGCUGCCAGUGUGCUCCAAACCAAGAGAGCCCUCCACAUGAUUCUGGGCACAGCUGAGGAGGAGUGCAAGCUCAACUCUGCUCACCACACUUAAGAAGCAGGCAAGGGAGGAUGAAGGGCAAAAACAUGGGGUCCUGAGGCCCUUUUACUCCCUCUACCCUGCUGGAGGUGAGGAUGAGAGGUGAGACUUCGUUGGACUGUGCUCCUGGCCAGUUGAUCUCACCCAACUCAUUACAUCAGUAGCCUGGUCACAGGGUGGACACUCUGACCUCUUCUUAGCCUUUCAUUGGCAAUACUACCAGCUCUAUAUAUGCCCUUAUAGGGCCUGAACCUUGGCUCAGGUGGAUGGGCUUGGAGGUAAAAUAAUUGAAUGGGUCAGGGGUAGGAGGAGAGAUGAGUCUCUGCCAAGGCUGUGUGAUGUGUCAUCUGAGAGAGUGGGUAACCCCUAUUCCCAGCACAUGGCCAUUUAUUUAGAGCCAGGGAGGGGGACGAGAAUUCAUAUUCAAAUGUGAUUCUUUCUUAAUUACUACCAGUUGUUCAGGUGAGGGAAUCAGGGAAGGCCAGAUUAAUAAUCCACACAUUGCCCUUGCACCUCCUGUCUUGGUUUCCUAUCAAAACCUCUCCCGUAUCUAUGAACAUUCCAGCCCUGCAGGUCAGAUUGCUGGCCAGGAGUAGUCUCACAUUCUAGCUGACUGAUGGCCUCGGCUUCUGCUGUUGUAUGUGGUUUGAUGAUUCAUGCUGGAGCCUUUGGCUAUAACUCUCUUCCCUGUAUAAGGGCCAUCUGAAGUUUGUCUGCCUGACUCCAUUACCUGGUGAAUGAGAUUGGCUAGCUGCUGCUCCUGCCCCAGCUAUUCAGUCAUUUGGCAAAUACUCAUUUAAACAAAGCUCCACAGGGAUCUCUGAGAAGGAGCUCACCUCUAGGCACACAGAACCUGGACACAGAUGAAAGUUUGCAGAAUGACCCAGUUGUGCAGAAGAGACCCACUGGCUGCUCUCAGUGAGGCCAGGGAGAGUCAAACAGAGCAUCUUGGACAAAGAGAGGGCUUGAAGGCCCUUUCAAAGUGUCAAGCCAGUUGGAUGCACGGGUUGUGUGGAGUCCAGGGGUACAUCCAGAAGCAAUGGCAGGUGUUAUCCAUUCAUUCAGGUUAGACCUCUGAGCAGACGGCAGAAACGUCAGCCACAGGUGAGCAUAAGCUCAAACCCCCCCAUUGAAGGCUACAUUCUUGUCCCACAGGGCAGAGCACAUGGCAAGUGGCAUGCUGACUCAGACACCGGGCACUGAGAAAAGUGGGAAGCCAUGGUCACAGACUCUACAUUCCCCUCUCCUGUUGGCCUCCAUCCCUUCCUCAACCGUCCGCAGAACACCUCCUUCCAGCACCUUAGCUCCUGCCUCCCUCUGGACCUAUUCAGUCCUCAAGGGUGCCCUGCUAAAGGCUGGGCUGAAAGCUAAGAGGAGAGGUGGCAUUCAAUGUGUCCUGUGUCCUCCCUGGGGUUGAUUAAGGGGUCGAUGCCCAAUAGAGUCCUUCAUCUUGGUGUUCAGCCCAGGGUCCAGCUGCCAAGGGAAGGCUUGGCAAUCAAGGGUGAUGGAGAUAAGAAUGAAAAGGGGCACCACCCUGUGCCAAAGCUGGCAUGUUGUAUAUCUGAGAGAGGAGCUGCCUAUUCACAGUGUAGGGUUGUCAAGCUGGAGGCAGGGAGAGAAAAGCAAGAGCUUUUUGGUUCCUCUUGAGGAUAGAAUCUAUAGGAAAAUGUAAGAGGGUUAAAAAUAAAUUUCCCAUGCAUCCAAACUUUUUUCUUUGGUAGACUUUCUUGUCAUCUAUUUAAAAUGAAACAAGUGCAUGUACGUGGUUAAGACAUUUUAGCUAGGAAUGAUGGUGCGUGCCUGUAGUCCCAGCUACUUGGGAGGCUGAGGCAGGAGGAUCGCUUGAACCUGGAAGGUCAAGGCUGCAGUGAGCCGAGAUCAUACCACUGCACUCCAGCCUGAGUGAUAAAAGUGAGACCCUGUCUCAAAAAAAAAAAAAAAAUUAAAGAAGUUAAACAGUGCCGGGCUUGGGGGCUCACGCCUGUAAUCCCAGCACUUUGGGAGGCCCAGGCAGGCAGAUUGCUUGGGCUCAGGAAUUCAAGACCAUCCUAAGCGAAAAAAUAUAAAAAUUAGCUCAGUGUGAUGAUGUGCCUGUAGUCCCAGCUACUCGGGAGGCUGAGGUGGGAGGAUCACCUGAGCCCAGGGAGGUCAAGGUUGCAGUGAACCAUGAUCAUGUCACUGCACUCACUCCAGCCUGGGCAACAGAGCAAGACUGUCUCAAAAAAAAAAAAAAAGGAAAUUAAAUAAAAAGAAGAUAGCAGUUUCCCACCUCAUUCUUCUCAAACUCCUCUUCAGAGGCAGCGGGUUUUGUUUUUUUUUUAACUAUGUUUUUCUACUGGCUCACUUUAUUCCUCUAAAAUAGUAACUUGUCUAUGUGGUGCCAUAACGGGUCCAGUAUCUGGACACGAGGCCGCACUACCUACACCUUUGGGGAUUCUCGGAUCCUGACUCUGAGCUACCUCAUUCCUAGACACCUGGUGCACCACAAUGUGUCAGGGAUGUCGGUUUAUGUGGGAUAUUUGCAUUUUGUUAGGUUGUGUGUGGUAGUUGAGCAGCCAAGGGGGUAGCAUGCGGUGGAUAUUUGUUUUAGAUACACAGUAACUGGAAACUCAUUUACUGAGGCUAUUUGGUUACCCUGAACUACUGUUUCUACCAAAAAGGCAGGAUAAAUGCUCCCUCAACACACACCUUUAAUUACCAAUUUUCAGAGUAAGGGGUUGAGGUAAUAGCCACCGCCAGUUUUCCCUUUCUCUUUGAGUAUCAUUAUGAGCUCAAAGUUUUUUAUAUAUUCACUAUGAUUCAAUCAUGACAGUUGCUAUUUUUGAUGCUCAAAUUGCCGCAAAUCUAAUGUCCAAGUGUUCUUGUACUUGUCUAGGCCUAGAAUCUUUUAGUGAAGAAAAAGUAUUUAGAAGACAAAAAUCAGGCUGAGUGCAGUGGCUCACGCCUGUAAUCCUAGCACUUGUGGGAGGCUGAGGCAGGCGGAUUGCCUGAGCUCAGGAGUUGGAGACCAGCCUGGGCAACAUGGUGAAACCCCGUCUCUACUAAAAUACAAAAAAUUAGCCGGGGGUGGCGGUGUGCACCUUGUAGUCCCAGCUACUCAGGAGGCUGAGGCAGGAGAAUUGCUUGAACCCAGGAGGCAGAGGUUGCAGUGAGCUGAGAUCGCGUCACUGCACUCCAGCCUGGGUGGCAGAGCAAGACUCCGUCUCAAAAAAAAAAAAAAUACGAAAAACAAAAAACAUAAUCUGGAUUGCAGGGCUGAUCGUUGCUAAUGGAGUGUUAUGGCUGUUCAGAUGACAGAGGGAGAAAAUGUACUUUGUAAACUGUUAGUUCAAUGAGGUUAUGAUUGCACAACAAUGUGAACAUACUUAAUGCCACUGAACUUUAUUGCCAUUGAUAACUUUUAAAUGGUAAAUUUUGUGUAUUAUUUUGUCACAAUAAAAAGUUUGAAAAUCGA
Homo sapiens (human) is the source of this 16221-nucleotide messenger RNA. It is a transcript of the gene CEP250, whose product is annotated as centrosomal protein 250. NCBI's taxonomy places the organism in Eukaryota, Metazoa, Chordata, Mammalia, Primates, Hominidae. The record is from RefSeq and is a predicted model, not a curated record. The transcript is spliced from 27 exons. Gene Ontology annotation, biological process: detection of light stimulus involved in visual perception. Gene Ontology annotation, cellular component: centriole; photoreceptor outer segment; ciliary basal body. Bases 1971 to 8567 code for a protein of 2198 amino acids.